GGAAGGCCUGGCGCGGCCCCUUCGGCUCCGAACUGACCCAGAGAAGGGCAGUGUCGUCUCGGCGGCGCUGCAGAGACCCCCCCACCCAAGACGGCUCCCCCUCCCCGGGCCUGUCCCCUCUUGCCCGCGAGUCCUCUCGCCUCGUAGGCCUCUCGGAUCUAAUAUCGUGGGGUGAGGUGAGAGCAGGCCCGGGGAGGGUGGUUACCGCUGAGGAGCUGCAGUCGCGAUCAAGAUGAUAGAGGUACUGACAACAACUGACUCUCAGAAACUGCUACACCAGCUGAAUGCCCUGUUGGAACAGGAGUUGAGAUGUCAGCCAAAGGUCUGCGGCUUGAGACUAAUUGAAUCUGCACAUGAUAAUGGCCUUAGAAUGACUGCGAGACUGAGGGACUUUGAAGUAAAAGAUCUUCUUAGUCUAACUCAGUUCUUUGGCUUUGACACGGAGACAUUUUCUCUAGCUGUGAAUUUACUGGACAGAUUCCUGUCUAAAAUGAAGGUACAGCCCAAGCACCUUGGGUGUGUUGGACUAAGCUGCUUCUAUUUGGCUGUAAAAUCAACAGAAGAGGAAAGGAAUGUCCCACUGGCAACUGACUUGAUCCGAAUAAGCCAGUACAGGUUCACGGUUUCAGACUUGAUGAGAAUGGAGAAGAUUGUAUUGGAGAAGGUGUGUUGGAAAGUCAAAGCUACUACUGCCUUUCAGUUUCUACAGCUCUAUUAUUCACUCCUUCAAGAGAACGUGCCACAUGAAAGGAGUAGCCUUAAUUUUGAAAGACUAGAAGCCCAACUUAAGGCAUGCUACUGCAGGAUCAUAUUUUCUAAAGCAAAGCCAUCUGUGUUGGCAUUGUCUAUCAUCGCAUUGGAGAUCCAAGCACAGAAGUAUAUAGAGUUAACAGAAGGAGUAGAACGUCUUCAGAAACAUUCCAAGAUCAGUGGCAGAGAUUUGACUUUCUGGCAAGAGCUUGUAUCCAAGUGUUUAGCUGAAUAUUCAUCGAACAAGUGUGCCAAACCAAAUGUUCAGAAGUUGAAAUGGAUUGUUUCUGGGCGUACUGCACGGCAACUAAGGCAUAGUUACUACAGGAUAACCCACCUUCCAACAAUUCCCGAAAUGGUCCCUUAAUUGGUAAAUUUGGAUGAUUACAGCAACAAAAAACUUCUGAAGCCUUUCUCCACAAUCCUGAGCUGUGGAUUCCAUAAUAUUAUAACGGAUUUAAGCUGUGAAGCCUCAAAACAUCACAACUAGAUUAGCAUUGGUGUUCUCAGGUUUGGGAAAACUGCCUAAUUAACAUUACCCUAUAGUGGAAUUACUCAAAUGUGAAAUCACCUAUGAAACAUACAAAUCAAAGUAACAGUAUGAAUGUGAAAUGCAAAUGACAAGCCUGGAAAGGUAAACUGUGAAUCUUCAUUGCUAACAUUGAUCCAAGUUUCUAUAUUGGGUCAAUAUAUUGUAUUUAGGUGGUGUUUAAAAAGGGUAACCUACUUAAAUUUAAACUUUAAAUUAUGAGGUUUACAUCAAAACCACCAUUUCACAAAUGCACUUUUUAAUGCACAAUAAGGGUCACUAUUCUAGACAGUGAGAAUAGUUAGUUUCUUGGCACCUAUGAUGCAAGUAAUUAUUAACCCAGAGGUGUGGACCUUACUGCUACAUAGAAAUCACAUUUAAAUUUGAGGGCAUUUAUGUAAAGCAAAACUACCAACUUGUUAAUUUUGGCGUGUUAUCUUUAAUAUUUUCUAGAAAACAAGUGAUGUUUGUAUCCAUGAUUUUAAAAGUUUUAUACAAAAUUUACUGCCUCAGUCUCGUUCCAUCAAGAAAAUUAGUUUUUACUGUACUAGUAACUCAAAACAAAUUAGCGUCACUCUAAAAACUUUUUAACACUCCAUCACUUUUUACUGAGGACUGUUUUUAUAAAACUUGGUUCUAACUUAGAAUUUUGCUUAAAGGAAGAGACUAUACUUACAUUAAUUGCCCCUAUUGUGUGCCAAAAAGAAGUAUUAAGAAAGGUAAGUAGGCAUCUUGAUAAUUACAGGGUUGCUGAGGUGUAGUGUUUGGAGAUCUAUGAGGUUAAAGUGUUGCAGAGAGUUACUCAGUGCAGUGUGUAGCCUGAACCCAUCCAGGAUGGCUGUACCCAAUUGACAUCAUUUUAUGGUUAUAGAGGCAUUAGAAAAUGAACCAAAGAACCACAGUGUAUCUUAUACUUUGGUAAACCAUGUUUUAUGGAUAACUUUACAGUUUUCCCAAAAUACUGAUAAAUUUCAAUAUUUUGAAUACAUCAGUGUUAAUUUUGAGUUGACAGAGAUAACCUAACCAAUUCCCAUUAUGUUUUGGUAUUAAGGGAUAUACCUUUCAAUAAAGUUACUGAAACGCA
Molecule: messenger RNA, 2363 nt
Organism: Capra hircus (goat)
Lineage: Eukaryota; Metazoa; Chordata; Mammalia; Artiodactyla; Bovidae
Gene: CCNG1
Product: cyclin G1
Exons: 7
Coding region: 233-1117 (294 amino acids)
Biological process (GO): regulation of cyclin-dependent protein serine/threonine kinase activity; mitotic cell cycle phase transition
Cellular component (GO): nucleus; cyclin-dependent protein kinase holoenzyme complex; cytoplasm
Molecular function (GO): cyclin-dependent protein serine/threonine kinase regulator activity
Source: RefSeq, a predicted model, not a curated record